GUACCAAUUCCGUCAAUAAACACUAGCAAAAUUUGACGAGCAGCUCGUCAUGGCGAGAGUAUUCGCGACCAACUUGGUCGUCGCCGUCGUCCUAUCUCUCUUGGUCGUUGCUACUAACAUGACCUUGCUUCCCGCCGUCGCUAAAAGGCUUUCUGGUCACGACGUUGCCGUCCAAACCCUUCCUGACGUUGCUUCCGCCGCCGCCGAUGAGGCGACGGAAGCCCCCGAAGGCGGCGGUGACCAAGGUGGGGGUUACCGUGUCGAAGGCGUCACUAAAAGUAAGGGCAGAAGCCCAUUAGGCCGUAAGCUUGGAGGGGAUGAAGGCGGCACUCAAGGAAUCGGCGACGGCCAAAAUGAUAGCAAUGGUGGUUAUAAUGCUGGCAGUAAUAAUAGUGGUUAUGAUCAUGGUAAUAGUGCCGGUAAUCAAAAUGAUAGUAAUGGUGGUAAUAUUGGUAAUUAAUGAUGGAGAACGUAGCAACUAGCAAGACACUCCUAAUAAUCAUCAUCAUGAACAUCAUUAAGGUUGAACAUCUCAGAUCUUAUGAUUACCUUAUUAUAUAUGUAAGCUAUUUGUGUAGUACUAGUACAUGAAGUUAGGCACAACUAGCUUGCUAAGUACUUGUAUUGGCGUGGUUAAAUAAAUAAUUUUCUGUAUUGAUCGGUUAAUCGUUGGCGCUUCUUUGUUGUGUAUGGUUUUUCAUUUUGAUUUUCCUUAUUGAUGUUUGUAUCAUUUCUCAAGAUUGUAGUGGUUAUUCAACGUAAUUAUAUUUAUAUCUACAUGAUUACGUAUCUUUUUUAUUUUUAUCGAUCUAUCUGACUGGUUAUGCUUUGAGAAAAUCAUGAUCACGUAUGGAUGCCCAACCUAUGAAAAAAUCCAGCUUGAGCUUUUGAUAUAGAUCUUAAGUCGCUUGUACAAUCCCUCAUUUACGCUUUCUCGUAUAUAUUGGACAUUGUUUGUGUAAUUGUUUUCACCUGAAACGCUUUUGGCGGGAGCAUUUUUCUUUGAACACUAAGACCAUCUUCAAUAAGGAAUUCCAAAGUUCCAAAAUUUAGAUGUAUAUUUGUCAGUCAAUCUCUCCGGCAGAUCAAUCACAGGGGAGAAUCUCAGUCCGGCGAGCACUCCACUACUUUUUCUCAGUAGCCACCGACGUCGGGUACCCCAACCUCGGGAGGCCCAUUGCGCCUUGUCCUGGGACAGGGGUAAAUUUCGGAGGAACAAAAAUAUCUGUCGUAUAUAUCCAUAUUGGUGAUGCAAAACAAUGUCUAUAGGUACGUAGUAUUAGAGUAUUUUUGUCACUACAGCACAACUCAUUACUUAUUCAUAAAUUGACAUAAAAUUAUUAAUUUAUUAGACUAUAAACGAAUUCUAAUUGCAAUAAAGAUCUAAUCGGAUCUCUUUUCUCCUUAUGCCUAUUCGACUUUUUCCCAACAACUCUGAAAUUGUCUAGCGACAUCGACAAUUCCACUAGUUUUGAUUCUACGAAUUACAACUGCAAAUGUAAAAAAAAAAAGAGCAUUUUCAGCUUUGAGUUAUAUUAAGAACAAGUUUCCAAGUCGAUUUGGCAACCAAUUUGCUAAUGCUAAUUUAGUGAGAUACAUUGACAAAGACUUAUUUAAUAGUGUAGACGACGAAUGUUUUUGCGUUUCUUUUACAAUAUGAAAUCUCUCUGUGGUUGUUAAAAACAAUGAUUGUAUAGUCGGUUAUUUUUAAUCUAUAAAUGAAUUAUGCAGAUAUAAUUAUUUUUAAUUAAAUAUUUAUAUAUUUAUAUUAUGAAAAGAGGACAGGGGUGAUUUGAAAUGCUAAACCGUAAUGUUUAUACCAUGAAUUCAUCCGAAUAUGUGGUAUGGUACUAUACUUUUGUCUCGAGUGCAUAAACUUUGUGCCCUAAUUCUCUGCACAAUAAUAUGGUGCAUAUAGUACGUUGAAUAUAUUUCAAUGAAUCAAAAUCAUCGAUUAUUAUUCUGGGUGUAUUUAAUCUCACAAUUUAAGGUUUAAAGAAUUUAGUUCUAGGAUUCAAGCAUUUGAUUUUUUGGUCCAAGAUGAACUUCUUCAAAAUCAGGACUUCAAACUUCGAAAACAAAUCAAAAGAGGCAAAAGUUUACUCGAAUGGAAUUAAGAUCAUGAAUCAUA
This is a messenger RNA of Linum trigynum, 2131 nucleotides long. Lineage: Eukaryota; Viridiplantae; Streptophyta; Magnoliopsida; Malpighiales; Linaceae. The record is from the annotation of a GenBank genome assembly.